Messenger RNA from Ustilaginoidea virens, 642 nucleotides. RefSeq lists its product as uncharacterized. Lineage: Eukaryota; Fungi; Ascomycota; Sordariomycetes; Hypocreales; Clavicipitaceae. The record is from RefSeq and is a predicted model, not a curated record. Bases 1 to 642 code for a protein of 213 amino acids. The transcript has 5 exons.
AUGGUCUACUACUUCACCUCCACGACCGUCCAGCCCCCAGCCUUCAUCUACGUCGGCAAAGACAAAUACGAAAAUGAGGACCUCAUCAAAUACGGCUGGGAACAAGACGUCUGGUUCCACGUCGACAAGCUCUCCAGCGCGCACGUCUACCUCCGCAUGCACGACGGCCAAGCGUGGGACGCCCUCCCCGACCAUCUCCUCACGGACCUGGCGCAGCUGACCAAGGCGAAUUCCAUCGAGGGCAAUAAAAAGGACAACGUGGCCGUGAUAUACACCCCCUGGGCGAACCUCAAAAAGGACGGCUCCAUGGACGUCGGCCAGGUGUGCUUCAAGGACCCCCGCCAAGUGAGGCGCGUGCUUGUCCCCGCGCGCGAGAACCCCAUCGUCAACAGGCUCAACAAGACAAAGGUGGAGAGGAAGCCUGAUCUGAAGCACGAGCGGGACGAGAUGCUGAAGGAGCUGAGGAGGAGGGAGAACGAGGCGCAGACAGCCAGGAAAAAAGAAGAAGCCAAGCAGGCGCAAGAGUGGAAAGAAAGGAAAUGGCAAAAGGACCAUGCGUACGAUGACAUUUUUACCGAGGAGAACAUGGCCGCCACGAGUAAUCAACAUAGGGACGCCAGCUGGGAGGACGACUUUAUGUAG